Messenger RNA from Dictyostelium purpureum, 858 nucleotides. RefSeq lists its product as uncharacterized. Bases 1 to 858 code for a protein of 285 amino acids. Gene Ontology annotation, cellular component: vacuolar membrane. The transcript has 2 exons. NCBI's taxonomy places the organism in Eukaryota, Evosea, Eumycetozoa, Dictyosteliales, Dictyosteliaceae. Gene Ontology annotation, molecular function: L-cystine transmembrane transporter activity. Gene Ontology annotation, biological process: L-cystine transport. The record is from RefSeq and is a predicted model, not a curated record.
AUGUCAGCAUUAUCAAUUAUAGCGUCCAUAAUAGGUUGGAUAUAUUUUGCAUGUUGGUCCCUAAGUUUUUAUCCCCAAGUUUAUUUAAAUUUUAAAAAGAAAAAUGUUUUAGGGCUCAGCUUUGACUUUUUACUAUUCAAUAUAACAGGAUAUAUGUGUUAUUCAGUUUUUAACUCAGUUUUAUAUUGGGAUAAACUUGUUCAAAAUGAAUAUUUAGAGAAAUAUGCUCCACCACUCCCAGUAUAUGCAAGUGAUGUAGCAUUCGCCAUUCAUGGUUUUAUAUUGACACUCAUCACAAUUGUCCAAUGCUUUGUCUACGAAAGAGGUAACCAAAAGAAUUCAAAGAUUGGUGUUGGCAUUGGUAUCUGUAUUUGGAUAUCAAUGAUAGUAGUUACCAUUUUAGGAUUUGCCAAGGUUGUAUCAUGGUUAUGGGUUAUUUAUUUCUACAGCUAUGUAAAAUUAUUUAUUACCUUUAUUAAAUAUGUACCACAGGCUUAUAUCAAUUAUAAGAAUAAAAGUACAAGCGGUUGGAGUAUAGGUAAUGUUUUAUUAGAUUUUAGCGGUGGUGUUCUUAGUCUUUUACAAAUGUUUUUAGAUGUAGCAGAGUCUUCCAAUUGGAAAAUCUUCACUGGUGAUCCUGUUAAACUAGGGUUAUCAUUAUUCAGUAUAGCCUUCGAUAUAUUAUUUAUGAUCCAACAUUAUAUAUUAUACCGUCACCCAUCAUUAAGAGGUUAUAAAAAUCUUAAUCCAGAUGGUGAAAAUCCAGAAAUAAAUAGUAAUAAUAAUAACUAUACUUAUAAUAACAAUAAAGAUAAUAACAAUGAUAAUAAUAAUAAUGAUACAACAUAUGAAAAUUAA